Messenger RNA from Nematostella vectensis (starlet sea anemone), 2687 nucleotides. RefSeq names its product chondroitin sulfate N-acetylgalactosaminyltransferase 2. Gene Ontology annotation, cellular component: Golgi cisterna membrane. Bases 139 to 2130 code for a protein of 663 amino acids. The record is from RefSeq and is a predicted model, not a curated record. Gene Ontology annotation, molecular function: glucuronosyl-N-acetylgalactosaminyl-proteoglycan 4-beta-N-acetylgalactosaminyltransferase activity. NCBI's taxonomy places the organism in Eukaryota, Metazoa, Cnidaria, Anthozoa, Actiniaria, Edwardsiidae. The transcript has a single exon.
CGGAGCGCAUGCGUGCGCAAAUACAGCUGAUGGUAGAGGAAUUGUGUUACAAUCAAAGAAGCUAUAGGUGGCUGUUUACUAUAACGGGAUAAGCCAACAUGGGCACAAGGCUUUGUCCUGUUGCUAUAGAUGUAGUUUAUGUCCUUGUUAUACUAUUGGUGUAGUUAUUACACAAUGCGUAGGCCAUCCAGUGUGUUCGUAUUCAAAGCCACAUGUGUAUUGUUGGUGUUCGUUGUUUUUGGCCAAGUUUCCCUAUUUUUCCUUUGCCGGUGUGGACAGGCACUUGAGGAAGAAAGGGUACGGAGGACAGCUAAAGAUUUUGAACCGGUAACACUAUGCCAUUCUUCUGGGGACGUGGCGCUAUUAACUGCCGAAGUACUACGGCUGAAGAAAGAGCUGAGAGAAUUGAAGAAUCAUAACAAAGUCCAAAACAGUAUCAAUAGAAGACUAGAGGCAAGAAAUAAAAAAUUGUUGAUACAAUUAGCGGGAUAUCAUCAUGCCCAGAAGGCGACCAUAACACAAGAAACGCCGACAAAAAGGGACCAAUUUGAAGCACAGGAGUUUCUUAAAGAUGGACCAUUAUACUCCGAGUUCGAGACGCAACCAUUCGAUAGCCUGACCUACAAUGCGAUAUACCUAUUUUCUGGAGGAAUAUCAGGUAACCCAGCAGAGCGACCUCUACCGCGUGCUCCAAAAGGCAAGGACUACCACCAGCUGUUGCGUUUUGCAGUCAGGAGUAUAAAUGACGAGUUCGAGCACCAGGAAAUCCCAACAAUGGAUCUUGAUUUAUAUGAUGGCAUCAUGAGGGACCAUAGGCUCAAGGGGUCAGAGUAUGACCUGUAUUUCAGAACCCCUAUGCUCAAUGUCUAUCAGCGGGUCAGAGCUGUGAGAAAACUUCAACCACUGCAGCUAGUAGGGAAUGUCGAGACUAUAGAUACUAAUCAUGACAUUAUCAACAUCAUUCUACCACUAUCUGGACGCCUGGACAAAUUCAAAAUAUUUAUGGAGAACUUUGUAGGAGUGUGUGUGCAAUGGGAUAAGCGAGUAUUUCUCACAGUUGUGUUCUUUGGAGAGGAAGGAAGAAGUGAGAUCAAAUCUUUGCUGGUGGACUUAUCGAAAACCCAUAACUUCACUGAUUACAAAGUGAUCACCCUGGAUGUGCCAUUCUCCCGGGGUCUGGGCCUCCAGAAAGGUGUUCUGGACUGGGAUAAAGGCAAUGUUCUCAUGCUGUUUUGUGAUGUGGACGUAUAUUUCACACCAGAGUUUUUAGAGAAGUGCAGAUUCUACACAAGUCCUGGACACCAAGUGUACUAUCCAAUAGUGUUCAGUUUGUAUAACCCUGAAGUAGUUUAUGGUGGCUCUCCACCUCCAAGCAAAGAACAGUUCAAAGUAAACAGAGAGUCGGGUUACUGGAGGACUUAUGGCUUUGGAAUGGCUUGUCAGUAUCGCAGUGAUUUUUUAACGACGGGCGGCUUUGAUCUGUCAAUCAAAGGCUGGGGAAUGGAGGAUGUAAGAUUAUACCGCAAGUACCUUGCAAGUAAUUUAACAGUCAUCCGUGCUGUGGAUAGAAACAUUUUUCACAUUUACCACCACAAGUAUUGCAGCCGUGACCUAUCUGGAAAGCAAUACAUCUCUUGUAUUAACAGCAAGGUGAAGUCCGAGGGUUCACAUACACAGUUAGGACUGCUGGCAUUUGGAGGCAGGAUAUUUAGUAAUACAGACCCAAAUUGGAUUGAACAAUUACAGAAAUCAGUAAAACAAGAGCCAAAGGUUGGCCAAAAUGGUAAUAAGACAAAGCAUGAAUCAAACUCUGAAAUAACCACCAGAAACACCACUAAUGAAAUUAAUGGCACUGAAAGCAAUCUGCCAAAAAAUCAUGGAGAAGCCACUAAGGUGCAUGAAAACAACAUUCAGAAGUCUGAAAUUAGAGAUGAAACUAUUCAAGUGUUUAGCACCAAGAAUCCAAUUGGCUUAAAAAACAAGGAUGCCAUUGAAAAAAAUAUUGGACUGCCAGUGGCUGCAGAGAAACACUCAUUUCUAGAAUCCAGGGAAGCCCCCAAAGAAUGGGCUGAAGAGGUAAAUAAUUUAGAAAAUGACAUAGCGCAAACCUUAAAAAAAAUAGAAGGAUGAUUACAAUCACAUGAAACAUCAAAAAGAACAGAUUAUUGAAAUUGUGAUAUUUAAAUUAUUCAAAACGUUUACAACUCUGUGUUGUAUUUUUUUUGUGGGUGUCAUUUUUGUUGUUGUUUUAAGGUGUCAUUUUUUUUGUUUAUGGGUGUCAUUUUUGUUGUUGUUUGUGGGGAGGGAGAGGGGAGAUAGCUAUGUUUAAAUUGCUAGCCUUGUCAUGCAACAGCUAAACGACACAAGUAACAGAAGAAAGAUCAACAUUUUAUUAUGUGCCAGUUUGCACACUGUAUGACAAUCAAAUUGGAAUAAUAUUAUUUACACAUUUUUUAUUUAAUACUGGAUUAGUGAUGAACAGUAUUAUAACAAUGUUGUAUAUAACUUCAUUUUAUGAAAAUUCAAUGUCCUAUAAUAUAUAUCAAGAUCAGAAUGGAUUUAUACAAUUUAUAUAUGAAAAUAAUUUCUGUCUUCAUUGCUUCUAUAUUUUGCCUUGGAUAUCAGAUUAGGGUAGGCAUGUAUUUAAUAGUAAAUUUGGUGGAAAUUAAAAAAGGAAUUUCUUGUUA